Molecule: messenger RNA, 3755 nt
Organism: Bombina bombina (fire-bellied toad)
Lineage: Eukaryota; Metazoa; Chordata; Amphibia; Anura; Bombinatoridae
Product: cytochrome P450 2G1
Exons: 10
Coding region: 174-1664 (496 amino acids)
Biological process (GO): xenobiotic metabolic process
Cellular component (GO): cytoplasm; intracellular membrane-bounded organelle
Molecular function (GO): iron ion binding; oxidoreductase activity, acting on paired donors, with incorporation or reduction of molecular oxygen, reduced flavin or flavoprotein as one donor, and incorporation of one atom of oxygen; heme binding
Source: RefSeq, a predicted model, not a curated record
CUGGUGAGACCAGAAGUUUCAAGCUGCACUUGUGUAAUGCAGUCACCACACCCCUUCCCUGUGCCUUGUGCUGACAUUGUCUGCUUGAGCCAGCACACAGCAGGCUGUUGAAACCACAGACACAGCAACAUAACAGGGAGUAAAGGGAGUCAGAAGAAAAGCAAAUCUCUUGGAUGUCUCUCAUGGAUACCAUUGGGGUCGGAACGUUGCUCCUUCUGCUCAUAACCAGCAUUUUCAUCUAUAUGACAUGGAACAAAAUGUACAAGAAACGGAACCUUCCUCCAGGUCCAACACCUCUACCGCUGAUUGGAAAUUUUCUAAAUAUAAAGAUGGGUGAACUGGCAGGAUCAUUAAUGAAGCUGAGAGACCAGUAUGGCCCAGUCUAUACGUUGUUUUUUUGCAUGAGGCCUGUGGUUUUUAUUUGUGGAUAUCAGGCGGUGAAGGAAGCCCUUGUAGAUCAUGCAGAGAUAUUUGGCAUUCGUGGAAGAGUUCCUUCAAUCGAUAAAUUUACUCAGGGAUAUGGAAUUGGUUUUGCAAAUGGGGAACGAUGGAAGCAAAUGCGACAGUUUUCAUUUAAGACUCUAAGGGAAUUUGGACUUGGGAAGAAAAGCACAGAGUUGAAGAUUCAGGAGGAGGCACAGAAUCUGGUGAAUGAAAUCAAAACAAUAAAUGGUUUACCAAUAGAUCCAUCAAAACUGAUUAUGGGUGCUGUAUCCAGAGUAUUUUGUUUUAUUAUAUUUGGAAACCAAUUUGAGUACGAAGAUGAAAAAUUAACAAACAUAUUCAGUUUUGCAAAAGAGAUCGCUAGACUUAUGGGCACACCUUGGGCACAGUUGGAGGACACACUUCCAGAGGUGAUGAAAUACAUCCUAGGGCCACACAAAAAGAUCAUAGAUGUAUCAGAAGAACUGGUUGAGUGUAUAAAAAAGAGAGUGGAGAUCAACCAAGCAACAUUAGAUCCUAACUGCCCCAGGGAUUAUAUUGAUUGUUUCCUUAUUAAGAUGGAACAGGAAAAACACAAUCCUAACACAGAGUUCACCAUGAGAAAUCUCUUGAUAUCGGUUCACAAUCUGGUUCUUGGUGCUACUGAUAGUGUUGGUAUCACACUGAGGCACGCAUUCUUAAUAUUACUGACAUAUCCUGAUGUACAAGCCAAACUUCAUGAGGAAAUUGAUCAGGUGAUUGGAAGAAAUAGACUUCCACUGCUGUCUGACCGGAGUCAGAUGCCUUAUACAGAAGCCGUGAUCAAUGAAGUCCAGAGAUUUGCUGAUAUUUCUCCACUGAAUGGCACACAUUCAGUGACAAAAGAUGUCCAGUUCCGAGGAUAUACUAUCCCCAAGGGCACUGACGUCUACCCACUGCUCUGUACUGUUCACCGUGACCCCAGCCAAUUCUCUACACCGUACCAAUUCAACCCCAAACAUUUCUUAGAUGAGAAUGGUAAAUUCAAAAAGAAUGAUGCUAUGAUGGCUUUUUCUGCAGGGAAGCGGAGAUGUCCCGGGGAGGGACUCGCUCUCAUAGAACUCUUUCUAUUCUUCACCAUCAUCCUGCAAAACUUCACCUUAACCUCAGAGAAAAAGUUUACUGAAGAUGAAAUCGCCCCAAAAUUUACUGGAUUUGUGAACCACCCCAUAUGUUUUCAACUCUCUUUCAUUCCUCGAUAAUAUUUUUGUCAACUUGCAAAAUAAUGUCCUUUUGAAUAUAUUUUAGAUGUUUACCUAUAUAUUUUAUCAUAAUUCAUUGAUGUAUUUUAAAACUAUGGACUUUAUUACUUAUGAAAUAAUACCGCAAUUCACAUUUCUGUCUUUGUCCCUAUUAUAAAUCAAGAUAAAAUAAAUAUAUUUUCGAGCAUUUCAAAGUUACAAAAGGAUGUAGAAUAAAAAUGUUCUAGUGUAUUGCUUGCAAAAAUAUAUUGGUCAGAUUAGUGCAAAAAUGCAAGCGAUAUAGAGCAUUUAAAUCACUGGAGCAAAAUACAUACCGCUUUUGUGCUGGAAUAAUAAGUUCAUGGUUAAAUAAUUUAUAUACUGUUACAACUCCCUAAAUCCAGAAUUCCAAAAUCCAAACUUAUUCUGAAAUCAAAACUUUUUAAUUAAUAUUUUCUUAAAAAUAACAUGAUCAAAACUUACUAUUUUCCCUCCACCUCUAAGUCACAAUCUUCCCGGCCUGUGUCUUUGGUUUGGUUUUUGUGUUUUAAAAUGCAAAUAAUAGACUAUGAGGCCUAUGUAUCAAAGGUCUUUCGGACCUGAUCCGACAGUGCUGAUCAGGUCCGCAAGACCUUGCUGAAUGCGGAGAGCAAUACGCUCUCCGUAUUCAGCAUUGCACCAGCAUCUCACAAGAGCUGCUAGUGCAAUGACGCCCACUGCAGACUCGUGGCCAAUCGGCCGCUAGCAGCGAGGUGUCAUUCAACCUGAUCGUACUCGAUCGGGUUUAAUUGUGGCGAUUACUGUUCGCCUGCUCAGUCUUUGUGACCGCUGCUUCAUAACUGCUGUUUCUUGCGAGUCUGAAGGCUCGCCAGAAACACGGGCCCACCAGCUCCAUACAGAGCUUGAUAAAUGGGCCUCUGUAUGUUUAUUUAAAACAUCAACUAUUGCCUUUCUGAUUAGAGUACUCUACUAUCUUUCUGAUAGAACUAUGAAUACAAAAGCAUUAAAUAUGAUAUAAAACUACCUUUAGGUUGCAUGUAUGAGCUGCAUUAUUACAUGUAAAUGUUGCCUAAAUUGACCUAAGAUAUUGUUGUUUACACUUGGUUUUAUCUCUGCUCCAAUAUUCCUCAAUCCAAACCUUUUUCCAGUCCCAAGCAUUUUGGAUAAAGGAUUUUCUACCUGUAUAUCGUGCUCAAGGUAGUAGAAUGUCAAAUAGAGCAGGUGAAUUGUUUCCUUUAGAUAAUUAAAGGGACAGGAAAACCCUUUCAUGAUUAGGAUAGAAUAUAGAAUAUUAAACACGUUUGAAAUUUACUUCUGUUAUCAAAUUUGCUUCAUUAUCUUGUUAUCCUUUUAUGAAGGAACAGCAUUGCAUUACUGGCAGCUAGCUGAACAUAUCUAGUUAGCCAAUCACAAGAGACAAAUGUGUGCAGGCACCAAUCAGAAACUAGUUCCCACUAGUGUAGGAUAUGUGCAUAUUCUUUUUUGACAAGGGAUACCAAGAGAACAAAGCACAUUUGAAAAUAAAAGUGAACUUAAAAGUGUUUUAAAAUGACAUGUUCUAUUAGAAUCAUGCAAGUUUAAUUUUGACUUUCUUUUCCCUUUUCAUUUCUACAAGAACCCACACUAAAAUUCAUGUUGGAUAUGCUAAGCAAAUCAAAUUUGAAACAUUUUGCUUUAACUCAUAAAUGUCCAGGAAAACAUGGCCGAGGUGGCAACCCUAGUCUAUAGGUUGUUUGUUACAUUAAAAUUGAUUGAAAAAAAAAAAGCUUUGAGUGUAGGUCACAUGUUUCCUGUCUAGAGUCAGCGGAGGUCACAUGUUUCCUGUCUAGAGUCAGUGGAGGUCACAUGUUUCCUGUCUAGAGUCAGUGGAGGUCACAUGUUUCCUGUCUAGAGUCAGUGGAGGUCACAUGUUUCCUGUCUAGAUUGGAGCUCCAGUCUGCAGCUAGACUAUUUUGAGUAAUGCGCUAUUUUUCAAAAGUGCAAAAAGUGAAAUUGGUAGAUCUGUUGCAGACACACGAUUUAUUUAUGUAUUUUCACAAUAGUUUAUCACAAUAAGUUUCACUAAAGGAAAGAGGUGUUUUUCUGAAAUUCUUAAUAAAAAAGUUAAUCGCA